This is a messenger RNA of Didymodactylos carnosus, 585 nucleotides long. Lineage: Eukaryota; Metazoa; Rotifera; Eurotatoria; Philodinida; Philodinidae. The record is from the annotation of a GenBank genome assembly.
AUGGUUGUUUUUCAUUGUAAUGGAUGUGGUGAAGCACUUAAAAAAAGUCAAGUUGAUAAACAUUUAUUGACUGCAUGUAGAAGUGCACAAUCAGUAUCUUGUGUUGACUGUGGCAAAGAUUUCGGUCGACAAGAAUAUCAAAAUCAUGUCAAAUGUGUUAGUGAACAACAAAAAUAUGGUGGAGCCAAUUAUGUUGCUAAUUCUAAUUCGAAUAAAGGAGAAAAGAAACAAGAAGGAUGGUUUGAGAUUGUUCAAUCAGCCAUAAAUCAAAAUUCUGGGGGUCCACAAGCAAAAAAUUUACUGCAAAAAUUACAAAAUUAUCCAAAUACGCCACGUAAACGAGCAAAAUUUAUUAAUUUUGUCAGUAACAGUAUUAGAGGUUUUCAACCUCGAAUCGUCGAAGAAGUCUGGACAAUUCUUGAAGCAUUACUACCAAAAAUUAUGAAACGGUAUAAAAAAUUGAAACCGUCUGAAGAAAAAGAAUUUAAUGAUAUUGAAAAAAAAUUAGAAAAAAAAUUGCGUCGUGCACCGUUUAUUGAAACAUUAGAUAAUAAUAUUUAUCGAUUAUUGGAUGAAGCUCAAUAG